UUGUCAUAAUAAUGCGCGCGAAAUCAAAUGCUAACGUCGCUUUGUUGUUGUGGAAGGUGGCUAAUUGUGUGCCGUGCUGGGCUGGUUAUUUCUUAGUUUUUAGGGAAAUAAAAGCGAAGGAACGAGAUGAUUAACUCGCGGCAAAACUAUCUGAAUGCUAAGCGCUUUUCGGCGGAUCUGGCACUGGAGCACAUCAUACCGCACAACGUGUGUUUCUAUCUGAUUCCGCCGAUCGUGGAUCUGACGAUCGACGAAUUCGAGAAGCUGGCCCUGGAACGUUUGAAGAUGCUGCGCCUGCUCGAGCAGGUUACGGCCAAAAACCCGAAAGUAUCAUCGGAUGCAUGGCGCGAAGCGGUUCUCCACGACGUUAACCACGAAGGGCUCCGUACGUACGCCAAACUGGCCCGUGGAAACGUGAACGACGAUGUCAGCAAAGCCGCCCGGCGUAGGGAUUAUUUGUCACAUUUCAUCCUGCGCUUUGCCUACUGCCGGUCGGAAGAGUUACGCCGCUGGUUCGUGGCUCGAGAGAUGGAACUGUUCAAGCUAAAGUUUGGCGGUUUAACGACGCGGGACGUGAAGGAUUUCCUGGAGGUGUACGAGCUGGACUACAAACCGCUCACCGACGAAGAGAAGCUGGACAUUUCGGAACAUCUGUGCGCGAGCACGAUGAACAUUACCCGGCUGAAGGUGGAGACGCAAGACUUCUACGCGGUCCAUUUUACCGAAGUGCUAAACCUGGUGCGCGAUCGAAAAUGCUUCCUGAAGGGCGGCAUGGCGUACAUUACACCCGAACACUUUACGCACGUGAUCGGUAAGAAGCAUCAGCAGCUGAUUGAGGACGGUCUGAAGGGCCAUUUGCGCCUGCUGCCCACGCUGGAAAUCGACGAACGGUUCUCGAUGCUGCUGAAAUCGAUCCACACGUCGUACACGGGCAAAAACUAUACCGUCGCGAAAACGGGCUCCGUGCCGAUCGAAAGUCUCGACCAGCUGUCGAAGAAAUCGUUCGCCCUUUGCAUGCGCAACGUGCACGACACGCUCCGGGCCACGCACCAUCUCAAGCACGCCGGGCGCAUGCAGUACACACUGUUCCUGAAGGCGAUCGGUGUGACGAUGGAGGAUGCGCUGCGCUUCUGGCGCGAGGAGCUCACCCGCGGGAAGAUACCGAUCGAAAAGUUCGAGAAAGAGUAUGCGUACAACAUCCGGCACAACUACGGCAAGGAAGGUUCGCGGGUCAACUAUUCUCCCUAUUCGUGCAUGAAAGUGAUCACGACACCGAUCGGGCCGGGUGAAACGCAUGGCUGUCCGUUUAAAAAUCUGGAUCCGAGUUCGCUUAGGAUGAAGCUGACCGGGUACGGAUUGAGCGCGCUCGAUGCCGACGAGGUGGCCGGGUAUGCGGCCAAGGGCCACUAUCAGAUAGCGUGCGGCAAGUACUACGAGGUGAUCCACGAAACGAAGCUAGAGGAGGGCAUUAACCAUCCAAACCAGUACUUCGAGCUGAGCCAGCUAACGAUGGAGGGUAAAGAACGACCCAGGCAAGGAAAUGCACCGAAUCAAACGGCUCGCCGGAACUACAACCAAACGAACAGUCAGUCGACGCAGGACAGUGGAUCGAGCUAUGUGGCUGAUUCGAGCACACUCAACGGUGCGGAGGAUAUGGAACUGUGGGAAAUAAUGGAAUCGAAGGAUAAAGAGGCGGAUGUUACGAUAAGUGAAGCAACGGCCACGGUUUACGAUAAGAAGCAACUAACGCCGAAGCAAAGCAAAUCCACGCAGGAAUGGGAGGAUGACGAUUUCGAUAUGCUAGAGUUUAACGAGUGAUGGCGGGGUGGUAUUUAUAAUUGUAGGUUUAAUAACGUUCGCUGUACUUUUUUACCUAUACAAUGGACAAUUAAUAUAGAAAUAAAUGGUUCAUUUUGAGAAGUAACUAA
Molecule: messenger RNA, 1928 nt
Organism: Anopheles stephensi (Asian malaria mosquito)
Lineage: Eukaryota; Metazoa; Arthropoda; Insecta; Diptera; Culicidae
Product: DNA primase large subunit-like
Exons: 1
Coding region: 127-1818 (563 amino acids)
Biological process (GO): DNA replication, synthesis of primer
Cellular component (GO): alpha DNA polymerase:primase complex
Source: RefSeq, a predicted model, not a curated record